CCCAUCUUUGAGCUUGCUUCACGACUAACUACCUUACCUAUGAGUUACUCUGAUGCUUAUCGCAUCCAUAUCGUCAUUCUAGAUAGCAGAUGGCACGAUAGUAACGUUAAUCCUUCUGGAAUCUCGAUUUGUCAUAUAUAGCAAUCUUCUUUCUUGAAGGCAUGAAUAGCAUUAAAGUUAUCACUCGCAACCACCUUCGUUUUGCUAUAACAAUUAAAGCCAUAUUAGACAGACAAUAAUCAUGGACCCCGCCAUACAGCCAAAACCCCUUCUAGGCGCGCUAGGGAUGUUUUGUGUUCUCUCCGCAGGUCUUACAGUCACGUAUUUUGUUGUAUUGUCGGUAUACCGCCUCUACUUCAGCCCUCUCUCAAAGUUCCCCGGCCCCAAGCUCAAUGCCAUCUCUCCAAUCCCGUCCAUCAUAUCUCUGCUCAGCGGCCGCGGUCCCUUCGACACCAAGCUCAUGCACGACAAAUAUGGCCCCGUCGUCCGUGUCUCGCCCAACGAGUUGCACUUCAACACCGCGCAGUCCUGGCAGGAUAUCUACGGACACCGCAAUGGCCAUGUCAACUUCCACAAGGAUCCCAUUCACGUUGGCUCCGUCGAGCCCGUCAUCGGCGUUUCCACGCUCACCAUGUCCGACGACGAGAACCAUGCUCGCCAGCGACGAGCUCUGGCGCAUUCGUUCUCGCUGAAGGCGCUGUCGGAGCAGGAACACAUCAUCCAGGGCUACGUCAGCACAUUCAUCGCGCAGCUGGGCAAGAUGUCUGCAAGGGAUGAAAAGUUCAACAUGGUUGACUGGCUCAACUUUACGACGUUUGACAUCAUCGGCGACCUGGCCUUCGGCGAGCCCUUUGGGUGCCUCGAGGACGGGGAAUUCCACUUCUGGGUGUCCCUCAUCUUCGAGACUGUCAAGGCAGGCGCGAUCGAGCAGGCGACGCGCAGGAUGGCGACUGCGGGGACGACGGCGCAGAAUUUCUUGCUGAGCAUGAUCCCGGAUAGGAUCCGCAAGAUGCGGAGACAGCAUCUUGAGUUCUCGAGGGAGAAGGUCAUGCGAAGAUUGGCGACGAAGACGGAGCAUAGGGAUUUCAUCUGGUACAUCUUGAAACAGGCUGAGAAGUACUCGCUUGCACAGGACGAGAUCAUUGUCAACUCUGCGCUCUUCAUCGUCGCUGGUUCGGAAACCACCGCCAACGCUCUAUCUGGGAUCCUUGCACGCCUCGUCUACAAUAAAGAGAAGUAUCAGAAACUCGUGCAUGAAAUCAGGUCAACCUUUGCCGACGAAAAGGAUAUGAACUUCUCGACACUGAGCGACUUGACUUAUCUGAAUGCGGUCCUGGAAGAGGGUCUCCGCAUCCAUCCUCCAGUGCCAACCGGACUGUUACGCACGGUUCCAAAGGAUGGCGACACGGUAGACGGGCUCUGGAUCCCCGGUGGAACCGCCGUCUCCGUCGGCAGCUGGGCAGCCUGCCACAACGAAGCCAACUUCCGCGACUGCGACACCUUCAUCCCCGAGCGCUGGAUCGGGAACGAGUACGACAGCGAUCUCAAAAAAGCCGCGCAGCCAUUCUCGCUAGGACCGCGUGGAUGCAUCGGUAGGAACUUGUCGUACAUGGAAAUGCGCAUUAUCCUAGCUCGGCUUCUCUGGAACUUCGACCUUGUCAGCGUGGACGGGGCGCCGAAUUGGAAUCCUGCGGGGGAGAUGGGCAGGGCGCGCGCGUAUAUGACGUGGGAGAAGCCGGAUUUGAAUGUCAAGGUUGUGCCUGUGAAAAGGUGAGGG
Molecule: messenger RNA, 1777 nt
Organism: Pseudogymnoascus verrucosus
Lineage: Eukaryota; Fungi; Ascomycota; Leotiomycetes; Thelebolales; Thelebolaceae
Exons: 5
Coding region: 242-1774 (510 amino acids)
Molecular function (GO): iron ion binding; monooxygenase activity; oxidoreductase activity, acting on paired donors, with incorporation or reduction of molecular oxygen
Source: RefSeq, a predicted model, not a curated record